Molecule: messenger RNA, 550 nt
Organism: Dicentrarchus labrax (European seabass)
Lineage: Eukaryota; Metazoa; Chordata; Actinopteri; Moronidae
Product: retinal cone rhodopsin-sensitive cGMP 3',5'-cyclic phosphodiesterase subunit gamma-like
Exons: 3
Coding region: 168-395 (75 amino acids)
Biological process (GO): positive regulation of G protein-coupled receptor signaling pathway; positive regulation of epidermal growth factor receptor signaling pathway; visual perception
Cellular component (GO): photoreceptor outer segment membrane
Molecular function (GO): cGMP binding; 3',5'-cyclic-nucleotide phosphodiesterase activity
Source: RefSeq, a predicted model, not a curated record
UUGGCACAUGAAAGAAUGACAGAAUGAACAUCUGAGGGGAUUAGGAGCUCGGAGGACUUUAAAAGGGGGACAGUUAGACACAGAGAGGAAACUCACAAGAGAGAAACAAGCAAGACUCAACAGACAAGCAUCGGACUUCGAGACUUCAACAGAAGUAACUAAUUGAAAUGGCAGACGUAGCCGUUGCAACUCCCGCCGACAAGAAGGCACCUCCCAAAUUCAAGCAGAGGGCUGCUCGUACCUUCAAGAGCAAGGCCCCCAAACCAGGCCAGAAGGGAUUCGGAGAAGACAUCCCCGGCAUGGAGGGUCUUGGCACAGACAUCACUGUGGUUUGCCCAUGGGAAGCCUUCGGGGACAUGGAGCUCAGCGACCUGGCGAAAUAUGGAAUUCUUUAGGCCUCUUUCCCUCUGCUAUUACCCUCUAUCCUCCCUCAUGUAUUCCAACUAUUGAGUAAACAGCUGAAAUUGUUGUACUUGUAUGCUCUAGAGGAGGCAGCUUCUGAUGACUUAGAGGUUUGAUCUGGAAGAAAUAAAUCCAGUUCUCUCUCUUU